Molecule: messenger RNA, 273 nt
Organism: Metarhizium robertsii ARSEF 23
Lineage: Eukaryota; Fungi; Ascomycota; Sordariomycetes; Hypocreales; Clavicipitaceae
Exons: 1
Coding region: 1-273 (90 amino acids)
Molecular function (GO): protein binding
Source: RefSeq, a predicted model, not a curated record
AUGCCGUUAUAUGUCGCCGGCACGGAAGGCCACCAGGCUGUGGCUCAGCUGUUGCUCGACCAGGGAGCCAACAAGGAGGCUGAGGACGAGUUCGGCAGCACGCUGCUAGACAGCGCAGCUAGAGGCGUUGUCCGGCUGCUACUUCACUACGGAGCUGAUAAGGAAGCUAAGAAUGGGUAUGGUCGAACAUCGCUGCAUGUCGCCGCCGGGGCAGGGCACGAGACUGUUGCCCGGCUUCUAGUGGAUGAGGGAGCAGAUAAAGAGGUGUGGUGA